Diuraphis noxia (Russian wheat aphid) is the source of this 422-nucleotide messenger RNA. RefSeq names its product 5'-3' exoribonuclease 2-like. Lineage: Eukaryota; Metazoa; Arthropoda; Insecta; Hemiptera; Aphididae. The record is from RefSeq and is a predicted model, not a curated record.
ACUUCUACAAUGAUAAACGUGAGUACCGAAAUAACAGUCCAUACCCGUAUAGGAGGAAUGAUAGCGAAGAGAGAAGUUACAAUAAAAGAGAUAAUAGUCCUUACCCCUCUAGUUUGUAUAAUAGAUAUUCUAGAGAAAAUAGCAAAGAUAACAAUUACRAUAGAGAUAGAUCAUACUCAAGAGAAAGUAAGAACAAUUAUGAUAGUUCUAAGGCAAGUAGUAGAGACAGAAGUUAUUACAGAGAUUUUGUAACGUAUAAACAUAGAUAUGUUAAAGACAGGGAAACAAGAGGAAAUUAUAAACAGCGUAGUAAAAACAACGAUGAAGGAAAAAGAUACACAAAAAACCGGCAAUACAGCAGAGAGAAUGGUCGAGAAAGAGUACCAGGAAAAUAUAGAGAAGACCGCUAUGCGAAAGAAUCC